Molecule: messenger RNA, 944 nt
Organism: Westerdykella ornata
Lineage: Eukaryota; Fungi; Ascomycota; Dothideomycetes; Pleosporales; Sporormiaceae
Exons: 2
Coding region: 90-857 (255 amino acids)
Biological process (GO): protein phosphorylation
Molecular function (GO): protein kinase activity; ATP binding
Source: RefSeq, a predicted model, not a curated record
AGGCAACAAAAAUACCACUGCUUCCUCCCCGCUUUAAUACAGCGAUCCCUGACACGACAUUGCGGUCGCCGCCCCUAACCAAGCAAGCAAUGGAAAUUUGCGAGCAUGGCGAAAUCUUUGUCGAGAAGGAUGGCGAUGUCAUUUUCGACCACACAAAAAUCAUCCUGCGAGACGCCGAUGACGAAUACUUCUACGCAAAGAUCAAUCAGCGGAUGACCCGAUUCUCCAUCGUUGACAUCAAUGGGCUAGACACAACCAGGAUUCCUACCGACCAAAUCUGGCCUUUGGCUAAUCCCAAGUUCAGUCGAGUUCCGGACUCUCUACCUCCCACCUCCUACCUCAAGCGACCCCGCCUUCUGUACUAUGGCCUCGACGAUCUGGAUUGUGGCAGUCAUAUUUUGACCGAAGUGGAGGCGUGCGAAAUCUUGAAAAGACACCCUCAUUCCAACAUCGCACCAUACCUGGGCUGUAUUGUUAAGGCGGGGAGGAUAAGAGGACUCGCCUUUGCCAGGUACUUUGUCACCCUCUCGCAGAUGUUAAAGGACGGCACACCUUUUGACAGGGGACAUUGCUUGCGCGGGAUUGAAGCGGGUGUUCGUCACAUGCAUAAGUUGGGGCUUGUGCACAACGAUCUCACCCCAACGAACAUCAUGAUGGAUGGAGAUAAUCCUGUCAUCAUAGACUUUGACUCAUGCAAGCGAGAAGGGGAUGGACUGGGUUCGAAGGCAGGAACCGAUGGGUGGACACUGGACGGUCAAGACCGCGCAAUGCAAGAGAACGAUCUGUACAGUCUCUCGAUACGAGCUGCUUUGAAGACAGAUGGAUUGUGUAUUCCUAAUCCCCCGAUGGCAUUGUGAUGAAUUGGCAGUUCCAUGUUAUCAAACACAAUCCGUGACUGAUACUGACCUCUCCAGCUUGCGCAGAGGUGGUUUCAAAUGGGAAUG